Molecule: messenger RNA, 2625 nt
Organism: Pieris napi
Lineage: Eukaryota; Metazoa; Arthropoda; Insecta; Lepidoptera; Pieridae
Gene: RN-tre
Product: USP6 N-terminal-like protein
Exons: 6
Coding region: 375-2213 (612 amino acids)
Source: RefSeq, a predicted model, not a curated record
AGUAGCUAUUGCUAUACUCUUUGGUUAUCCGUGAUGGCCGCUGCUAUACAUCCGGAUACAUCGGAAACUUGAAAAAUAAGUUUUACAUUUUGAUUUGGUUUCAACUACCUAGUGGGAGUAUUAAAGUAUUAUGAAUUUUUUAAAUUGUUAAUAACUGUAAAACCAAUUUUAGUUGCGUAUUUCUGAUCCUUUAUCUCGUAUCCUGUUGACCAACAUGAUUAGAUGAAGGGCGUGAAAACACCUUAAAUAACAUUAUUUUAUAAUCGAAUAUGCCAUGUAGUGAUGUAUGUUAAUUGCGAAUUUCUAAGAAGAACUAAGUGAUAGUGUAUUAGGUUUAGUCGGUAUGCGGCACGACUGCAAAGUCAGCCUGUGUUAUGAAUGAGGAGGCUCUGUUGGCACGGGCUUCCGAGGAGCGGGAGCGUAUCUUUCAGAGAUACGAACGCGGCAGAGAGAAUCUCGUCGGUCAAAUCGACCCGUGGGAAGAUCCAGAGUUCGAGGACUAUCACAAAACUGAUAGAUAUGGUUUCAUCCACGAUGAGCGUUUACCUCGAAAAACGGCGCCUCAAAAGAUUAAUGUUGAAGUCGAAAGGGAGAAGAAAUGGGUUAAGAUGCUGGCAUCCUGGGAUUCUCCUGCUACAAAGGAAAAAUUACAUAGAAGAAUAUAUAAAGGCAUUCCAAAUUCUCUAAGAAUUAAAAUAUGGUGUAAACUUUUAGAUGUUAAUCGAAUAAAAUCAGAUAACCCAGGAAAAUAUCAAGAAAUGUUGAAAUUAGCUAAAAUUUGGUCAACUGAUGUCAGACAAAUAGAUUCAGAUGUAAACAGGCAGUUUCGUGAGCAUCAAUUCUAUCGAGAACGAUACUCUGAAAAACAAUGUUCUCUUUUUAAUGUUCUAUGUGCUUAUAGCAUGUACAAUACUGAAGUUGGUUACUGUCAAGGCAUGUCUGGAUUGGCUGGUGUAUUACUUAUGUAUAUGGAUGAAGAGGAUGCAUUCUGGGCAUUAGCCAUUUUACUGUCAGAAAAAAAAUAUAACAUGCAUGGGCUGUAUAUUGAAGGUUUCCCUAAAUUAACUAGGUUCUUAGAGCACCAUGAUAAGAUACUCACAAAGUUUAUGCCUAAGUUAAAAUUCCAUUUUGAUAAGUAUGGAUUGGAUGCCAUUUUAUACUCUUUAAAGUGGUAUUUUGUUUGUUUUGUUGAACGUGUACCGUUCAGUUUAUGUUUGAGAGUUUGGGAUAUAUUUUUACAUGAUGGCGAACGUGUUAUAACUGCGAUGGCGUAUACAAUUCUUAAGCUUCACAAAAAGGCUAUUAUGAAGUUAAAUGAUAUGGAUCUUAUUGUGAAUUACAUUCAAGUGAAACUGCAUAAAGACUUUGGUUAUGAAGAUGACAUAGUUAUCUACAAUUUAGAGCGAUCCAUGGAAGAAUUGAAGCGGGCGAAAUUGGACUACCCUGGUCUACCACCACCGAAUGAGUUACCUAAAAGGCAACUUGGAGUUUUCAUUGAGCCGGAUAAAAAAUCCAAAAUUGGUCAGCGAGCCGAAAAUUUCUCUGAUACGGAGAAACACGCUAGGGCUACUGUGAUUUUAAGACGUGAAAAAGCAGCUGUAGAGCUGCAGGAGCUCAGGGUGUCUCAAAGCGACACGGUCUCAGAGCACAGCACAGUAGCCGGCGUCCGUUGCGAGGACUCAUUAUCUGUGCUUGGAUCAAGACGCUCUCUAGCGGACACAAGUGUGACCAGCACCGCGGAUUUGAGUGUUUUCUCAAGUGGACGGUCCCACGCGCCAGAGAAUUCAUUAGAUACACAUAGCAACAUUAGCGAUGACGCUACCGGGUCAGAUGGGUCCGGUAUAUGCGGCUUAAGCAUUCAAAGAGCUAUGUCAACGCCAAGGCAGACCGUCCAUUCAACCCCGCGUGGAAGCCCACAUCCAUCUUCAGUUUCACCAACUUCGGAGGACGUUGUUCGUAUUCACGUCACUUAUAGCCCACUAGCCGCCAGCCCAUCGCACUUACGGCCCGUAAGUCCUUCGAAAUACAAGUCAUAUGAUGUACAGAAGCCCACCUCUCUAGGUUUUUAUGCUACGAACGGGUCAACUAAUACUGAAAAUACUAUAAGAAUUCAAGUGCCAUCCGAAGAAUUAUUAACUCCAAUAGUCGAUUCCGGGCGUAUCAUCACGCAAAGAUAUAUUGAAUCUCAUUCGGGAAUCUAUGAUAUUAAAUAAGGCUUUUAUUAUAUACAUAUUGCGUUUAUUUAGUGGCAUAAAAAUAAUAUAAAAGGAUCAAUAUUAUUUAAGAAUGCAAAUUUCGUUCAUUCCAUAUACUGUGACGCGGUAAUGCCAGUAUUGUUUUAAAUAAGUAUUACGUCCAAGUUCUUUAAAAUAGUGUAUUACUAUAUUGGAAAUCUAUAUCCCUAUAAAAAAUUAAUCAGUUUAAGCUACGUUUUAAAUGAAGUAAUUAUCUGUGUUUCAUUACAGUGUAACAAGCGGAUUUAGGUUAGGAAUAAUUUAACGUAAAUCAAAACGUUGAAAGGAAUAUUUAACGAAUUUGUUGCAUACGGUUGCAUCGAAUAAGAUACAUCAUACCGAAUAUACAUGAGCAUUAGGUACCCUUUUCAUACUAAUACAUAUUAAAUUA